This is a messenger RNA of Etheostoma cragini (Arkansas darter), 998 nucleotides long. It is a transcript of the gene cfd, whose product is annotated as complement factor D (adipsin). Gene Ontology annotation, molecular function: serine-type endopeptidase activity. NCBI's taxonomy places the organism in Eukaryota, Metazoa, Chordata, Actinopteri, Perciformes, Percidae. The record is from RefSeq and is a predicted model, not a curated record. Gene Ontology annotation, biological process: proteolysis. The transcript is spliced from 5 exons. Bases 170 to 997 code for a protein of 275 amino acids.
AUGUUGCUUUGCUUUCCUGUUUUUCAUUCCAGGAAACCAGGGAGCAGGAGCAGUACCAGACUCCCACUUGUGUCUUGCACCAUGUCUACAUGAUUUACAUUUCCUGUCUUUCUAGUGGAAGCCUUGAAAACCCCCCAGUUGCUGGUUUUGGUCCAGUUAAACCGACAUCAUGGUGUCAGAGAAGGACUUUCUUGUGGCUGCUGCUGUUUUCGCCCUCAUUUCACACAGUGAGGGUAUCAUCGGUGGCAGGGAGGCAGCGCCACACUCUCGGCCCUACAUGGCCUCCAUCCAGGUGCAAGAAGGAGAGACUCUGAAACACGAGUGUGGAGGGUUCGUGAUCGCGGAUCAGUGGGUGAUGACUGCAGUCCACUGCAUGCCAUCAGGGCCAAAUGGAAGGAAAGUAGUGCUCGGGGUCCAUUCUCUGAGUGAACCUGAAGAGACCAAGCAGACAUUUGAUAUUUUGGAACUUUACAAUCAUCCAAGCUUCAGCGCGUCCAAUUACGAUAAUGACAUUGCUUUGAUCAAGCUGGAUCGUCCAUUCAUCGCCUCUGACGCCGUGAGAGCCGUGGAAUUCCUGCGAGCGGGCGGCACAAACCCCAGCACAGAUGCAGCGGUGGAGACAGCCGGGUGGGGAUCCCUGGACAACCUGGGGUCCAGACCAGACAAGCUGUGGGAGGUGGUCAUCGAGGUGGUGGACUCCAACCGGUGCAAACGCAGCGACUACUUUGGCAGAAAGUUCACCAAUAACAUGAUGUGUGCCCAUAAAGUAUGCCCAGAUCCCUGUAAUCAUCCACAUAAGAAAGAAGACACCUGUGAUGGGGACUCUGGAGGUCCUCUGCUCUACAACGGCAUCGCGGUGGGCAUCACUUCCAACGGAGGAAAGAAGUGUGGCCAGAUUAAAAAGCCCGGAAUUUACACCAUCAUCUCCCACUACACCGAGUGGAUCGACAACACCAUGGCCCCGCCGCCCACCGCAACACCAGACCAGACCGCUUGAA